UGAUCGAGCAGCUACCCAUGGAUCUGCGCGACAGGUUCACUGAGAUGCGCGAGAUGGAUCUGCAGGUGCAGAGAGGAUACUUUGUUUCCUGCUCAAAUUGUAAUUGGCUGGAAAGUUCCAAGGUCAGCAGUUUAAAGCUGGGUGAGGAGUUUGGGGCUUGCUUCAGCUUGCUGCCACUGGUCUUAGGGACCAAAAAAACCUUUAGAACUUGGAGCCCUGCUUGUCUCAUGCUGGAGAGCACAAUAUCCUGGAGUGAGAAUCCUACCCAAAUGACUUCCAAGAAGCAGAAUUGCAAGAUGCAAUGGAUCAACUAGAACAAAGAGUAAAUGAAUUUUUUAUGAAUGCAAAGAAAAACAAACCUGAAUGGAGAGAAGAACAAAUGACGUCAAUCAAAAAGGAUUACUAUAAAGCUUUGGAAGAUGCAGAUGAGAAGGUACAAUUGGCAAAUCAGAUUUAUGACUUGGUAGACCGGCACUUGAGAAAGUUGGACCAAGAAUUAGCUAAAUUUAAAAUGGAACUUGAGGCAGAUAAUGCUGGGAUUACAGAAAUACUAGAAAGACGUUCUCUGGAACUGGAUACACCAUCACAGCCAGUGAAUAACCAUCAUGCCCAUUCGCACACUCCAGUAGAGAAAAGAAAGCAUAAUCCAUCUUCUCACCAUAGUACAACAGAUCAUGUUCCUGAAAAGAAGUUCAAAUCUGAAGCUCUUUUGUCUACCCUCACUUCAGAUGCCUCUAAAGAAAAUACACCAGGGUGUCGAAACAGUAAUUCAUCAUCCUCUUCCAACAAUGCAUACAAUGCAAACUCUUCUCAGCCACUGGCAUCCUAUAACCUGGGCUCAUUAUCUUCAGGAUCUGGAGCUGGUGCUAUUACCAUGGCAGCAGCUCAAGCAGUGCAAGCCACAGCACAGAUGAAGGAAGGAAGAAGAACAUCCAGCUUAAAAGCCAGCUAUGAAGCCUUUAAGAACAAUGACUUUCAACUAGGGAGAGAAUUUUCAUUAUCCAGAGACUCAACUGGAUAUUCAUCAUCGGCUCUGGCAUCUACAUUAACACAAACAUUAAGUUCAUCAACCACAGAUUCACGGAGUGGUCGAAAAAGCAAAAACAACAAUAAGUCUUCAAGCCAGCAGUCCUCAUCUUCGUCGUCAUCUUCAUCUCUGUCGUCAUGUUCUUCAUCGUCUGCUUUAGCACAAGAACUAUCUCAGCAAACAGCAGCAAUACCAGAGUCUGAUUCUAACAACCAAGUUGAUUGGACCUAUGAUCCAAAUGAGCCACGUUACUGCAUUUGUAAUCAGGUGUCCUAUGGCGAAAUGGUGGGCUGUGAUAACCAAGAUUGCCCAAUAGAGUGGUUCCAUUAUGGCUGUGUUGGAUUGACAGAGGCACCAAAAGGGAAAUGGUACUGUCCACAGUGUACUGCUGCAAUGAAGAGAAGAGGCAGUAGACAUAAAUAAGUUUCUUCAUUUGGAAAACAAAUGACAUCCUAAAGAUUUUAUAGAGGACUUUAACAAAUCACAUUUUGCAACCACUUAAAGAAGGAUUAAUAUAGCAAUCAUAAGAUCUUGAACUAUUAGUUUUGCUAGUUGUGUUUUAAUAUUGUAAGUAAAUUAUUUAUGCACUACUGAUGUGCUAUAAAUAUUACUCCAGUUAGCCUUGGAUUGUUCCAGUGGCCAACAUAUGCAGACAUUUGUACUCUCAAACCAUUUUCUCAGAGCAGUGGGCAUUCUACAAUAAUUCAGUCUUCAAAGAAUUCUAACAAGAGAAGAUUUUAAGUAUGUUUUAUAUUGAACAGGCAUAUUCUGCUGCAUGUACUGUACUCAAGAGCUGUUAUAUAACAGUAUGUAUAUAAAUGGAGCAAAAAGUCAGUGUAUCUAAAAAGAAUAUAAGGCAGUUGUUUUUAAAAUGCCUUUAUAGCUUUGUUUCUUUGUGAAACUAAAUUCAGCAGGCUGAAGAAAAUGGUUCUUGUAUAAAGCGGGCUGGUGUCCUCUAGAGUACUUGGGUACAUAAGAAACAAACUCCUGUAGAGUAAAAACAAAUUUGUGCCAUUAGUCUUUAUAUGUCUCUGCACCAAACAGGGUGCAGAUCAUAAGAAAAAGGGUGUUAAAGUGAUAAAUUUUUUAUACCAAAUGUGUUUAUUUUUUUGUGCAAGUAAUCCUUUAAAUUGGAAUUGUAUUAGGUGUUAACAUUUAAAAAAAAAAAAUCUCAGAUGUUGAUAUUGAUGCUUUGCAUACUUUGUUGGAAAAGAAUAAAACCUCAGAAUUAAUCUGUCACUGGAAA
Caretta caretta (loggerhead turtle) is the source of this 2273-nucleotide messenger RNA. NCBI's taxonomy places the organism in Eukaryota, Metazoa, Chordata, Testudines, Cheloniidae. The record is from RefSeq and is a predicted model, not a curated record.